AUGAGUUCUCUCCAAUCCUUCUUUGUGCUCCUCCCAUCAGCGAUGACAAAGCUGGUUGACUUGUCCGCACAGCUCGUUGUCGGUUCUGCGGCUUGUCUUGGUGUAAUAGCAAUAAUUGCUCAGGUUUACCUUCCUCAAUCGAAGAACGGCCUUCCUCUCCCACCUUCCCCUUUCAAUUUGAGGCCUUGGGGGCACUUCCUGCCGCAUCACAAGUACAAGUCAUUUCUUACCAUAGCGGGAUGGAUUAAUGAGCACGGUCCUCUGAUCACUGUUCGGUCAGGACUUGGGAAAGUCGUGAUUAUCGGCCGUUACAAAGCCGCUAUGGAUAUUAUGGAGAAUCAGGGCGGAACUCUAGCUGACCGUCCUCGUAUGAUUGCUGCUGGUGAAUUAUUUGGCGGCGGACUGAGCAUUGCCUACACACCCUUUGGGGACAGGUUCCGCCGGAUGCGUAGAGCACUUCAUACGCAUUUCCAGCCUAAAGCAGCUGGGGCUUAUCAGCCUCUGCAGGCGGCAAACGUGAAGAACCUGGUCUUCGACAUUCUUGAUGAUCCAUACAACUUUCAGAAUCAUGUGACAAGUUAUGCUGCGACGGUAAUCACGAAAGUUACUUAUGGGAAUACUGCGCCCACGUCUGCGACUGAUCCCCGAGUCAUUGAGAUGCGCCAACUUAGGAAGUUGAUUGACGGAGCCCUGCGUCCUGAUGCUUUCUACCUUGUGGACUCGAUCCCGUGGCUCAAACACUUUCCUUGGUAUGGCCGAGAAUUGAAACAGGGAUUUCAGAGGAGCAAGCGACUUAACAUUGGUCAGCUGAACCGAGUAAAAGAGCAAAUGCAAAACAAUGUGGACAUUGGCCCUUCGUUCACGAAAUAUAUGUUAGAAAACAGCGAUCUCCAUGGCUUGACAGAGGACGAGACGGCUUUUCUCGGUGGCUCCUUGUUUAGAGCUGGGUCUAACACGACUACUUCGGUGAUAUGCACGGUGCUCAUGGCAGCUGCAUGUUUCCCCGAGGAGCAAGCUAAAGUUCAGGCAGAGCUCGAUGCGGUCAUAGGAAGGCACCGAGCGCCGACAUUCGCCGACCAACAAUCCCUUAUUCGUCUACAUGCCUUCAUCUCUGAGGCUGUGAGAUGGAGACCGGUUGCUCCUAAUGGAUUCCCUCACCGAACAACCAAAGACGAAAACUACUGCAUACCAGCUGGGACCACGGUAUUCGGCAACCAUUGGGCAAUCUGUCGAGAUCCAGAAGUAUAUCCCGAACCUGACGCGUUCAAGCCUCAACGCUGGAUUGACGAAGAAGGUCUCCUGAGAGACGAUUUAACCAAUUUUCUCUACGGGUUUGGUCGACGUGUGUGUCCCGGUCAACAUGUUGCGAACAGAACGGUAUUCAUAAGCGUGGUCCUGAUUCUUUGGGCCUUCCGGCUCACUCUGGAUCCUACCAAGCCGUUGGAUGACAUGGGGUUCAUGAACUCGGAGAAAGCACAUCGGCCGUUUACGUACCGGCCGUGCACCAUUGAGUUCGAGAGGAUAAUUCCAGAAACAGAGCUCAGGCACAUGAUGCAAAAUGAUCCUGAAGUCUUGUGA
This is a messenger RNA of Suillus clintonianus, 1578 nucleotides long. RefSeq names its product cytochrome P450. The record is from RefSeq and is a predicted model, not a curated record. Lineage: Eukaryota; Fungi; Basidiomycota; Agaricomycetes; Boletales; Suillaceae. The coding region runs from base 1 to 1578 and encodes 525 amino acids. Gene Ontology annotation, molecular function: heme binding; iron ion binding; oxidoreductase activity, acting on paired donors, with incorporation or reduction of molecular oxygen. The transcript has 13 exons.